GCCGCUGCGUUCGGGCCGGACCGGAAGUCUUCCCCUCUCCCCGCGGACGACGACGCCGGCAACAACAACAACAUCAACAACAGGCACGUCCUGGCGUACCCGGAUGUUGCUCGCCCGCCGUUUCCGCCUGAGGGAGCGAGCGAGGCGCCGCAGCCGAGAGUCCCACGGCUGCCCAUCGUCGCGAGGUGGGCGAUGGCGGAGGCCUCCGCGUCCUGCUCCUCCUCCUCCCCGGCGGCGGCGGCCUCUGCUGCUGAGGAGAACGGGGGCCCUUCUCUGCCCCCCCUUCCUCCCAUGGGCCCCGAAGGCGGCGGCGGCGAGGAAGAGGAGGAGGAGCGGGAGGUCGGGGGCCGCCCCAACCGAGGCUGGAGCGAAGCCCAGUUCCGGCGCUACGGCUUCGCCACGCGGCCCAUCCCCAGGCUCCGCCACGGGGACCCCAGAGCCGAGGAGCUCAUCGAGAACGAGGAGCCGGUGGUGUUGACAGAUACAAAUCUGGUGUUUCCUGCUCUAAAAUGGGAUCUGGACUAUCUUCAGGAGAACAUUGGGAGUGGGGACUUUUCGGUAUAUAGAGCAAGCACCCACAAGUUCUUGUAUUACGAUGAGAAGAAAAUGGCAAAUGUUAAGAACUUCAAGCCUAAGUCAAGCAGGGAAGAGAUGAAAUUCAGCGACUUCGUUGAGCAGCUCCAAGAAAUAGAACAGCAGGAUAGUGGAGAAAGGCUUUAUCUGCAGCAGACUCUGAACGACACAGUUGGGAGGAAAAUCGUGGUGGAUUUCCUGGGCUUCAAUUGGAAUUGGAUUAACAGGCAACAGGCAAAGCGAGGCUGGGGUCAGCUGACAUCCAACUUGUUACUGAUCGGCAUGGAAGGGAAUGUUACUCCAGCACACUAUGACGAGCAGCAGAAUUUCUUUGCUCAGAUUAAGGGAUACAAGCGUUGCAUCUUGUUUUCCCCCGACCAGUUUGAGUGCCUCUAUCCUUAUCCUGUGCACCACCCAUGUGAUCGGCAGAGCCAGGUUGACUUCGACAAUCCUGACUAUGAGCGCUUUCCCAAUUUCCAGAACGUAGUUGGCUAUGAGACAGUGGUGGGCCCAGGCGAUGUGCUUUAUAUCCCCAUGUAUUGGUGGCAUCACAUUGAGUCUCUGCUGAACGGAGGAAUUACCAUCACUGUAAACUUUUGGUACAAGGGUGCCCCAACUCCCAAAAGGAUUGAAUAUCCCCUAAAGGCACAUCAGAAGGUGGCAAUAAUGAGGAACAUAGAGAAAAUGCUGGGCGAGGCGCUUGGAAACCCACAAGAGGUGGGCCCCUUGUUGAAUAUGAUGAUUAAGGGGCGGUAUGACUAAUCCUCGGCCUCUGCAGUGGUGGAUGUUGCGAGCUGCUUCACGGACAAGUGGAAGAUACUAAGCGCUAGUAUCGCACGCAGCAAUUGAAAGACUGAGGUGCUGCUGGCACAGCUCUGCCCUGUUCUGCACCAACGUAGGGAGUGACUGGUACCAUCAAACACUCCCGCUCAUCCCUCUUUCAACUUCACUUAACCUUCCAGAAGAUCCCGUGCUUUACGAAGUAGGAACCUAGCUGCCAAGGACUCGUGUGUCUGCGACCUGCCAGUAUACAGAGAUUGGCGCCUGGUACUUGCCUGUCACCCGUCACAUUGCAAAAUAUGUUUUUUGGGAGGAGGGAGCAGAGUUUAGACUGGCUUUGGUUCAUCACGCCAGCUGAAUUGUAUGAUGUUGCAUGAGGGAUGGACGCAGUAAGUCUCAAAGUCUUGAGAGUCUCCCGAAGCGGGAGAGAACCUUUGGCCAUGUAACACUCCACUGUCUGCUUAUUUCGCCUGGGAAGUGAAAGCAAUUGCAUGCUGGCAUCUGCAUAGUUGCCUGUGUGUGAGAAGCAGCUAGACAAGCCAUUUAGACCUUCCCUCUGCACCUUGGCGUUAGAAAUCUCCCCAUCAUCCCUUCUCUGAGGUUUAGCUUCCAUGUUUGUCAAAGGACGCCUUCUCUCCGAUAGCACAAAUUUCUAAUGUAAAGCAAAAUUAUGGUUACAAGUGCACAGAGGGGGCAGGUAGGGAUGGAGACCAUAAAGUCUUCGGAGUCCGCUGUGCCAAAUUAACAUCGAAAACAGCGUUUUGGAGGGCCGGACCUCUUAAUUCUGCUGGGAGUCCAGGCUGAAAUCCCCAUACACACAGAUUCCCUUUGCUACACUCCGGGCGGCUUUUCCACAAUGAGCACCAGUGCCGUUUGUCAGUAAAAACACCUUUGUGUUGUGUUUCUCUUUCCAUACAUGGAAAUGUUAAUUUCACUCCAUCCUCGGCCUUCUGCAUACUAGAUUAUAAUGGAUAAAUAGGUGGAGAAGGGGAACAGCAAAGUUACAGUAAUGCUUUCUUGCAGUGACUUUUUGGACAGACUUCCAUGUAUGGUGGAAGCCUCUUAUUUUCCAUUCUGUUCCACUUUUCCCUUCCUGGAAGGAAAUGUGGGUGUUUCUGGCUGUGUUUCAUCAAGAUGAGAGUGCUGAGUUAAGAUCCCAGCUUUGUUCCUUUGCCACAGAGGUGCUUUUCUGUGAAAAGGAGAGUUUUGAGAAGACCUUGCUGCAAAAGCUUUGCUUGUCCCAGCAGCAGAGAGGUCAUGGCCAGCUUGCUGGGACAACACCUGAGCAUGACUGCUCCUUUUCUGGGGCAGAACACACUCUUAUCCUUUUAUUGUACAGAUCACACUCCUAAUCUUUUACUGUGAAUUCAGAAUGCAGUAGCCGAAGAUUCUGGAGAAAGCCGGGUAGUGGUUCAGAUUCCACUGGGCAGGUCAGACUCUUUAAUGAGGGAGCAAUGGAGCUUUUGUCAUAAGCCAAACAUACCGUUUGAUUUAGCUCUGCGAGCCACAGUGGUAUGCCAGAGUUCUUGCCAUAGAUAAUAGAUCGGGAAGGGGGAUGGAAUGGCUUCUGAAGAGCAAGAUUGGACUUGCCAAAUGGUAGUACUAAUAAAAACAUUCUGCCUUUGCCUGAGGGCAAAAGCAAUUCUUGUGCUUCAUGGAAAGUGCCCCGGAUGUGCAGCAGUAUUGGCCAGAGUGCCAACAGAGACUGGAGCAAUUUGUGGAAUUUUGCUGUUGCAUAGAGCCCAUGCGGAAAGGGGCCCCACACCUCGCUUGGAAGGAAGAGGACGGGACUUAAACACAACCUUCGGAUCUCUCAUUUCUUUUUGCCAAAGGUAACUUUUGAAAGUUUUUUAAUGGUUGGUUUUUU
Molecule: messenger RNA, 3220 nt
Organism: Lacerta agilis (Sand lizard)
Lineage: Eukaryota; Metazoa; Chordata; Lepidosauria; Squamata; Lacertidae
Gene: HIF1AN
Product: hypoxia inducible factor 1 subunit alpha inhibitor
Exons: 8
Coding region: 193-1335 (380 amino acids)
Biological process (GO): peptidyl-aspartic acid hydroxylation; negative regulation of Notch signaling pathway
Cellular component (GO): nucleus; cytoplasm
Molecular function (GO): [protein]-asparagine 3-dioxygenase activity; peptidyl-histidine dioxygenase activity; ankyrin repeat binding
Source: RefSeq, a predicted model, not a curated record